Molecule: messenger RNA, 2319 nt
Organism: Aegilops tauschii subsp. strangulata
Lineage: Eukaryota; Viridiplantae; Streptophyta; Magnoliopsida; Poales; Poaceae
Product: tyrosine N-monooxygenase-like
Molecular function (GO): heme binding; oxidoreductase activity, acting on paired donors, with incorporation or reduction of molecular oxygen; monooxygenase activity
Source: RefSeq, a predicted model, not a curated record
CACUAGUGUGAUCUUUGGGUCUAACCGUUCGGAGCUCUUUUUGCUCAGAGCUAGCUAGCUAGCAAUGGAGCAGACGGCCUCCUCCACAUUAAUUCUGGGACGCCCUUCCUCCUCUGUAGCCGCGAAGGCGGUGCUGCUCGUGCUAAUCGUUAUUUACCUCGUGCUUAGGCUCAGGCCCAAGAGGCGCAAUAUCCUAUGCGGUGCUGGUGCCGGUGCUGGCGCGUGCUCGUCGGCCGCCACGCCACUCCCGCUCCCGCCAGGCCCCGUGCCGUGGCCGGUGGUCGGCAACCUUCCUGAGAUGAUGCUCAACAAGCCCGCGUUCCGGUGGAUCCACCACAUGAUGAAGGAAAUGGGCACCGACAUCGCCUGCGUCCGCCUCGGCAGCGUCCACGUCGUCUCCAUCACCUGCCCCAAGAUCGCCCGCGAGGUGCUCAAGAAGCAGGACGCCAACUUCGCCUCCCGCCCACUCACCUUCGCCUCCGCCACCUUCAGCGGCGGCUACCGCAACGCCGUGCUCUCCCCCUUCGGCGACCAGUGGAAGAAGAUGCGCCGCGUGCUCACCUCCGAAAUCGUCUGCCCGUCGCGCCACAGGUGGCUGCACGACCGCCGCGCCGACGAGGCCGACAACCUCACCCGCUACGUCCACAACCUCAUCACCAAGGGAUCAUUGUCGUCGUCGUCGUCGUCCGGUGGCGCCGCGGUGGACGUCAGGCAUGUUUCCAGGCACUACUGCGGCAACGUCAUCCGCCGGCUCCUCUUCGGCAGCCGGUACUUUGGCGAGCCCCGGCUGCACGACGACGGCGGGCCGGGGCCGUUGGAGGUGGAGCACAUGGACGCCAUGUUCACCUCCCUCGGGCUCCUCUACGCGUUCUGCGUCUCCGACUACCUCCCCUGGCUGCGCGGCCUCGACCUCGACGGACACGAGAAGAUGGUCAAGGAGGCCAACGCCACCAUCAACCGGCUGCACGACACGGUCAUCGACGAGCGCUGGAGGCGGUGGAAGUCCGGCGAGAGGAAAGACAUCGACGAUUUCUUGGACGUCCUCAUCACGCUCAAGGACUCUGACGGCAACCCGCUGCUCACCCUCCAGGAGGUCAAAGCGCAGUCCCAGGACAUAACAUUUGCAGCGGUGGACAACCCGUCGAAUGCCAUCGAGUGGGCCCUGGCAGAGAUGGCAAAUGCGCCAGAGGUGAUGGCAAAGGCAGUGGAAGAGAUGGACCGUGUGGUGGGCCGGGAGCGGCUGGUGCAGGAGUCGGACAUCCCACAGCUCAUCUACACCAAGGCAUGUGUCCGUGAGGCGUUCCGGCUGCACCCCGUGGCACCCUUCAACGUGCCACAUGUCGCGCUCUCUGACACCACCGUCGCUGGCUACCGCGUGCCCAAGGGAAGCCACGUUAUCCUCAGUCGCAUAGGGCUCGGUCGAAACCCAGCGGUUUGGGAUGAGCCGCUCCGCUUCAAGCCUGAGCGUCACAUCAAUAUGGCCGCUGGCAGUGAUGGUGGUGUGGCCCUCACGGAGAACGAGCUGAGGUUCAUCUCCUUUAGCACCGGACGUCGCGGGUGUGUAGCUGCAUCGCUUGGGACGGCCAUGUGCAUGAUGCUCUUCGGCAGGCUCAUACAGGGGUUCACCUGGAGCAAGCCAACGGGCGUGGCAGCAAUCGAUCUCAGUGAGGCGAAGCAUGACGUCUUUCUAGCCAAGUCGUUGGUGCUACAUGCCGAUUUGCGCCUGCGAGCGAACCUCUACCCUGCCACCACCAUCUAAUACAUGUUUGGAAUAAUUAAUUUUGCAAAUAAUGAGGUCGAGCGGUUGAUCACAACACGAGCUCAUAUCAGCUCUUUCUAUAGUAGAGCUGCAUUCAUACAAAGCUCGGUUGAUUUGAAAUAACUAUUUCUCAGUUGACAUUAAUAAUCGUCCAUCCAAGAUUUUCAUGUCCCUUCUAUACUUGCACGAAUCUCAAGUUUAGGUCGAAUGGUUUUUUGGAGCCUUAGAAUCGGCAAAGUAUCUCUUACAUGAGUAUUGUAUUUUGGGAUCCAAGUGUUCUUGCAUGACUCUUGUGUUUGAACCCAAGCAUCUCAAGAGGAUUUUGACCCUUCAAGCCCCUCAAAUGUAAUAAUGGAUUGGAUCACAAAUUCCCAGCUAUCGCUAGAGUGCUCUUCACUCUUCCCUAUCCCAAGCUUCGAUCCUUUUGUGAGGGAGAAGAGAGAUUUAAGAGAAAAACCAAUGAUCCGGCCAACCAAACCUUCAAGCCGAGAAUAACCCACUUGCCGAGUUUCCAUCGUCUCGGUUACUCUUGGAAUUUGGAUACCUGUAUACGUUUGGAG